AAAACCCCGAGUGACAGUUUUCUACUGAGGAUUUUUGCAAGUUAAUAAAUUCCCAGUGAAUUUCUUCCUUAUAUCGCUGCUUUUUUGUCAUCCACAAGACUCUUUUCAACUUCCGAAAACGCGCCAUGGCCUUCCAAAUGGGACCCCAAACUCACGCCAUCCCAAUGGAGAUGUACCGUGAGAACCGCGAGCGCGUGAUGAAGGCACUGAAGACGGCCACCAAGGGCCUGAAGGAGGGCUCAAUGGUGUUGCUGCAGGGUGGCCAGGACAAGAGUCUCUACGACACCGACGUGGACUAUGUCUUUCGACAGGAAUCAUAUUUCACGUACCUCUUCGGCGUCACUGAACCUGGAUGUUACGGUUGCGUGGACGUGUCUUCGUGUCGGAGUUUCCUCUUUGUGCCGCGCCUCCCUGAGGAAUAUGCCGUGUGGAUGGGACGUCUGCUGACCAAGGAAGACUUUCGCGCAAAGUACAAGGUUGACGAGGUGCACUAUGCCGAUGAGAUAAACAACGUGAUUGCGUCAAGAAAUCCGCCUGUUAUUUAUGUUUUGAAGGGAAAAAACUCCGAUAGUCAAUUGAUUGCUCAACCGGCUGAUUUUGAGGGAAUUGAUAAAUUCACCGUGGAUUACGAUGCCCUGUUUCCCGUCAUUGCUGAAUGUCGCGUCACCAAAUCCCCGAAGGAGAUCGAAGUGUUGCGCUACGUCUGCAAAGUGUCUUCCGAUGCCCACAAGAAGGUCAUGCGAUAUGUGAAGGCGGGAGUGUCUGAGUUCGAGGCCGAAGCCGUCUUCCUGGAGCAUUCUUAUCGCGUCGGCGGCUGCCGCCACGUGUCGUACACGUGCAUCUGCGGCUCCGGCGACAACUCCGCCAUCCUGCACUACGGCCACGCCGGAGCGCCCAACGACAAGGUGCUGCGCGACGGAGACAUGUGCCUAUUCGACAUGGGCGCCAACUAUGGCGGCUACGCGGCCGACAUCACGUGCUCCUUCCCGGCCAGCGGCCGCUUCACGGCCGACCAGAAGAUGGUGUACGAGGCUGUGCUGGCGGCCAGGAAUGCCGUGAUCGCCGCCGCGCGUCCCGGCGUGUCCUGGGUGGAGAUGCACCGCCUGGCCAACAAGACGAUGCUGCAGCAACUCGUGCUGGGCGGCGUGCUGAAGGGCGACGUGGAGGAGAUGAUGCGCGCUGGGAUGAACGGCGUGUUCCAGCCUCACGGCCUGGGUCAUCUCAUUGGGCUGGAUGUGCACGAUGUGGGUGGGUAUCUGGAGCACUGCCCGCCGCGUCCCACUGAGCCGGGCUUCAAGAGCCUGCGCUUCGCCAGACCUCUGCAGGCGGGCAUGUACGUGACCGUGGAGCCGGGCUGCUACUUCAUCGACAUCCUCCUGGAUCGCGCACUGAAGGAUCCGCAGCAGAGUCGCUUCCUCGUGCCCGAAGUCCUUGCCCGAUUCCGCGGCUUUGGCGGCGUGCGCAUCGAAGAUGAUGUUCUGAUCACUGAAAAUGGAUGUGAAAACUUCACCGUCGUGCCAAGAACUGUUGCAGAGAUCGAGGCCUGGAUGUCCUCCAAGUGAGCAUUCCCGGGAGAUUUUCCCAUCUUGGCGAACAAAUUGUGCCGUGUGCAAGAAUUUAAAUAUACACAUUGGAUGAAUUAUUGGUCAAGAAAUUCAUCACCACG
Molecule: messenger RNA, 1666 nt
Organism: Phlebotomus argentipes
Lineage: Eukaryota; Metazoa; Arthropoda; Insecta; Diptera; Psychodidae
Gene: Dip-C
Product: xaa-Pro dipeptidase
Exons: 9
Coding region: 126-1562 (478 amino acids)
Molecular function (GO): manganese ion binding; metalloaminopeptidase activity
Source: RefSeq, a predicted model, not a curated record